UGUGCUGUAUAAAAAAUGCGCUAUGGCGCCUGUUCAAAAGAAGUGGUGAGUCUGUAAUUUUCAAGUUAUAAUUUAUUAAGCUUAUUUUGCAAGGCGUUGUGUGUGAUACUACUCCUGCAGCAUAAAUAUACAUCAAUCGUGAUAUACUGCAGGCCUCAAGAGUGAAUCAGUUAUUAUGCAUCAUUGAAUAAUACAGAAGUUGGAGCCAUACACCAAUUUCACAAAAUGAGCAGAGUGCGGCGCGUGGUGCUCUCUGACCAAACCAACUUCCCCGCCGUCUGUGUGGGCGGCGCAGCGGCGGCAGGCAAGAACCGGAAGGUCGCCUGUGACCCUCAGCCGGUCGGUGGUGAGGCGCCGGUGCGGGACGGCGGUCGGCGUGCGCUGGUGCUCGACCUCAGCCCCGCCCGCCCUGCGACCUCAGACGCCAACAGGAGCUGGCCGGCGGCCGAUACUGCAGCCGCCGAGAUGUCGCAGACCGGCGCCAUGAUGCCCUGGGACACGCCGCCGAUGCGGCGACCCAAACCCGACCAGAGCCUGCUGAAGGGCGACAACCUGUUCAGCUUCAGCUUCAACGGCGCCACGACGCGCUCGCCGUACCGGAACCAGCAGCGGCCGGGCGACGCGGCGGCGCGGUCUCUGAACGACUCGUGGGCGUUCUACAAGUCGUUCUCGCCGGCUGACGUGCUCAGCGCGCAGACCCUGUUCAUCACGCCCACAAAGAGCGUGUUCACCAUCGACAGCCGCACCUCGCAGAUCCUCAUGUGGAACGACAUGGCGUCCGACCUGCUGGGCUACUCGGGCUCCGAGCUGAGUCAGCUGCGGCUGCGGGACCUGUUCUUGGCCGCCGAGAGCCGGCCGCGCAUGGAGGAGGCCCACCUCAGCUCCGAGGGGAACGUCGUCGUCUUCGCCGGCAACGUGGUGGAGGUGAAGACCAAGAAGGGUGACGUGGUGCCCGUCUCACUGUGGCUGAGGAAAAUUGAGACGAGCGCAGCCGAGCGCCGCUGCGUCGCUGUCCUCGAGCCGGUGCAGCGGAAAACGGUCACGAUGACGUGUGACCAGUUUGGCCGUCUGAAGGAGGUGUCCGGUAGCGUAACGGACCUGUUCAGCCAGGACGCCGAUGAUUUCCUGGGUCUGAAGGUGGCCAACUUUCUGCCGGCGCUGCGGCUGCCGACAGACCUCGACUCCAUCCCAUCGGAGCUCAGCGUACAGGAGGUGACGGCCAAGCGGUCGGACGGCUCCAGCUUCCCCGUCAGUGUGCGACUAACGGGCGUCCCGGCCUCGGCCGCCACACCCGUGCCCACCAUCUGCCUGCGCGUACACGCGUACACCAGCCUCAUGGGCCUGGUGGUGAUGGACGAGGACCUGAAGAUCAGAAACUACAACCACAACUUCAUCUCGCUCACGUUCGGAUACGAGAAGGGAGCGCUCAUAGAUCGGGACGUGCGCGACCUGAUCCCCACGUUCGAGGAGGACAUGGAGAUGCUGGACUCGGACGAGGACUCGCUCUCGCUGCCGCCCAUCUACGAGGACCCGCUGCCGACGCCGGCGGCCGCCAUGGCCCGUCUGAGCCUGCGCGAGCGGCCGCCGUCGCCGCCGGCCGGCCGCCAGCCGACGCAGGGCGACGAGACGCGCCCGUCCGAGCCGCCGUCGCCCGGUGCCGGCGGCGGGCCCCCGGCCACGUCGACGCCGGGCCGUCGGCCGCCGGCGGGCCGCCGCCGCCGGCCGCCGCUCACCGACAACACCUACUACGGCGUGGCGCGCCACCGCGACGGCAGCGAGUUCAAUAUAACGUACGACCUCUGCACAAUCGGUCUGGACGACGACUCCAUCGUAUACUGUUUAUGGAUCGGCCAGGACCGCGCCGAGCCGCGCGACUCGCUGCUCUCUGCUGGCGACCUGUCGGCCGGCGUGGCGCACUAUAGCCUCGGACAGGUGAUCCAGCAGCAGGCGGCGGCGGCCCCCACCGGCCCGGCGGCGGCCGAUUCCGAUGACACGGAACACUGCCGGGGCGAGUACAGCCGCUACUACACCACUCUCCGGCAGAUCGGCAUGGGCGCCUUCGGCUUCGUCAAGCUCGGCUACCGGAACGGAGACCGCCUGCUGGUGGUGACAAAGUUUAUCCGCAAGGACAAGGUGCACGCCGACCACUGGGUGGACGACCCGUCGCUGGCCAGACGCGUGCCGCUCGAGGUGUCGCUGCUCUCCAUGCUGAACCAUCCCAACAUAAUCCGCGUGCUGGACGUCUAUGAUAACGCCCAGUACGUUCAGAUGGUGAUGGAACGGCACGGCUGUAUGGACCUAUUUGAGUUCAUCGACCGGGACCCGGCCAUGGACGAGCCGCUGGCCAGCCACAUAUUCAGACAGAUCUGCUCGGCGCUCAGCCACCUGCACACGCUGGAGAUUCUGCACCGCGACAUCAAAGACGAGAACGUCAUCAUCGACUCGUCGUUUCACGUGAAGCUGAUCGACUUCGGCUCGGCGACGUUCGUGACCCGCGGACAGCUGCUGGCCACCUUCUGCGGCACAGUGGAGUACUGCGCGCCGGAGGUGCUCCUCGGGCACAGGUACGACGGCUACACGCUGGAGAUGUGGUCGCUGGGCGUCACCCUGUUCACCCUGCUGUGCAGAGAGAACCCCUUCCAUGACGUGGAGGAUACCAUAUCUGAGCCGCUCCGGCUGCCCGCUCAGAUUACCCCCAACCUGGCGCACCUGCUCACCGGCCUGCUGGACAAGAGUCCCGACACUCGGCUGCGGCUGGAGGAGGCGUCCCGCCACCCGUGGACUGUGCAGCCCAUCGACUUGGCCGACUACAAGUUCGAGGAGGUGGUCACCUGCUCUCCUCUGGAGGUCAGUCCGCCCCGGUACCUGUCGACGGCCGGCCUGGACGGCGACCAGCGCAGCAGCGGGGCACUCUCCUUCUCAUCGCUGACACACAGCACGCCGCUGGCCAAACACGGCCGCUCCAGCCGGGAGAGGCGAGAGGCGGCUACGCGGAAUAGAGUUCGGUCGGACGAGACGGCGCUCGGCUGCGCGGCCGCCAACGGCCAGGACCCGCUGCACCAGUCGCUGCACCAGUAGUGCCCCGCCCCGCCCGUCUGAACUGAGUGCCGCCGGCCCAGCCGGCCUGUCCUCUGAGCUGCCCGCCACUCAGUGCUCUGCUCCCGUGGUGCGGCUCGUACAGCGCCGUGCGCUCUACGUGAACUGGGUUCAAUGGAGUCCGUCAGUUCGGUGAGCCCCCGGCAGAGUGUCGUGGUCAGCCUCUGCUGGCUAACCAGUAGUGACACCCACCGUCGGAUCGUGUCCGCCUCCGCCCAAGUGAAGACUAGCCCAGACCAGAAUACUCUAGCCCAGUGUCGAGUCCCGGCAGCAGCCCGGACUCGCGUGCUGCCUCUGACUGCCUGUGUGUGCGUGUGUGUGUGGCUCCGCUGGCUCGGCAGCGGGGCCAGCUGGCUGUGAAGGGAAUACCGGUGGUUAGCGACAUAUCAGCCUCUCACCCACAUCACUCACAUCACCGCCACCGUCACCGGAGCCCAUCACGCGUCACUUUGUGCCACGUCAGCUGACGGCGCGGCCGCAGCGAACGUAACUCGUCAUCGGUUCUCAGCCCUAACGGGCCGGCCAGUCAGCCCUGUAGCGUUGAAGUGUAUGCGACUUUGUGUGUAUGCGCGACGCGAUUUUGUGUCAGUUAUUUUACCACGUAUUUUAAUAAACAAACGUGCUCGUAUCAA
Amphibalanus amphitrite is the source of this 3728-nucleotide messenger RNA. Its product is annotated as PAS domain-containing serine/threonine-protein kinase-like. The transcript is spliced from 20 exons. The coding region runs from base 226 to 3078 and encodes 950 amino acids. Gene Ontology annotation, cellular component: nucleus; cytoplasm; cytosol. The record is from RefSeq and is a predicted model, not a curated record. Gene Ontology annotation, molecular function: protein serine/threonine kinase activity; ATP binding. Lineage: Eukaryota; Metazoa; Arthropoda; Thecostraca; Balanomorpha; Balanidae. Gene Ontology annotation, biological process: negative regulation of glycogen biosynthetic process; intracellular signal transduction; protein phosphorylation.